Arabidopsis arenosa is the source of this 1719-nucleotide messenger RNA. The record is from the annotation of a GenBank genome assembly. NCBI's taxonomy places the organism in Eukaryota, Viridiplantae, Streptophyta, Magnoliopsida, Brassicales, Brassicaceae.
AAACGUCGCCGUGACCAAAUCCCUCCGGUCAGAGUCAUUAUCUCUCCAAAUUCAAAACACGUUCAACCAGAAUCUCUCUCUCUCUCUCUCUUGCUGAAAAAUGGCGAACUCGAGAACUGUUUUGAUCUUGUGCGGUGACUACAUGGAAGACUACGAGGUGAUGGUCCCGUUCCAAGCUUUGCAAGCUUUCGGAGUCUCCGUCCACACCGUCUGUCCCGGAAAGAAAGCUGGCGACUCUUGCCCCACCGCCGUUCACGAUUUCUGUGGCCACCAGACAUAUUCUGAGUCACGAGGUCACAAUUUCACGCUCAAUGCAACUUUUGAUGAAGUUGACCUUAGCAAGUAUGAUGGAUUGGUUAUACCAGGAGGACGUGCUCCAGAAUACCUGGCCUUGACUGCAUCUGUUGUUGAGCUGGUUAAAGAGUUUUCAAGAUCUGGCAAGCCCAUUGCCUCUAUUUGCCAUGGGCAGUUGAUAUUGGCAGCUGCAGACACAGUCAAUGGUCGAAAGUGCACAGCUUAUGCAACUGUUGGACCUGCCCUUAUUGCUGCAGGUGCCAAGUGGGUUGAACCGAUAACGCCGGAUGUUUGUGUUGUUGAUGGUAGUUUGAUUACUGCAGCUACAUAUGAGGGUCAUCCUGAAUUUAUCCAGCUUUUUGUCAAGGCUCUGGGCGGUAAAAUAACUGGAGCAAAUAAAAGGAUCUUGUUUCUUUGUGGGGAUUAUAUGGAAGACUAUGAAGUCAAAGUCCCUUUCCAGUCCCUUCAAGCUUUGGGAUGUCAAGUUGAUGCGGUUUGUCCAGAGAAGAAGGCUGGUGAUCGCUGCCCAACUGCAAUCCAUGACUUUGAGGGUGACCAAACUUACAGUGAGAAACCAGGCCACACUUUUGCUUUAACUACUAACUUUGAUGGCCUAGUUUCCUCGAGUUAUGAUGCUCUGGUCAUUCCUGGAGGCAGAGCACCAGAAUAUCUGGCCUUGAACGAACAUGUCGUUAACAUAGUUAAAGAGUUCAUGAAUUCUGAGAAACCAGUUGCAUCUAUUUGCCACGGACAACAGAUCUUAGCUGCUGCUGGUGUCCUCAAGGGAAGGAAAUGCACUGCUUAUCCAGCCGUGAAACUGAACGUGAUACUUGGAGGAGGAACUUGGCUAGAACCAGAUCCAAUCCACAGAUGCUUCACUGACAGGAAUCUGGUAACUGGCGCGGCAUGGCCUGGACACCCAGAGUUUGUGUCGCAGCUAAUGGCUUUGUUGGGCAUUCAGAAUGAUUUCUAUAACACUUGUGCUAGUUCUCAAGGUCCUCCCAUAAUUCUCUUCAACUACGGCAAAUUUCGGCAACAAUGCCUUGUUCUCAGAGACGAAAAGGAGCAAACCCUAAUUUCCGAUGAUGCCGCCGAACAUGAGAUCAGUCAUGUCGCUGAUUCCCUUCCAAGGGAAAUUGUAGAUUCCCUUCCAAGAGAAAUGGCUAUAUGGUUGGUAAGUCGAGGUGUAGGAGUGGCUGUGGGAUAUGGCUUAGGUGCUUAUUUUCUGUCCGAUUUUGUACCGAUACUUGAGAAGAAGAUGGAACGGAAAUCGAGGAGGAAGAAGAAUCACUACGAGCUAGUGGAAAAGAUCUUAUCUGCUUCGAAUAAAUCCUAAUUAUGAUGAAGCUUUUGUAUCCAUAAAUCAAGCCUUUUGCUAAAGAGGAUAUAUGUAUGAUUUAUGUUUAAUAAAUGGAAGAAAAUUCA